Halichondria panicea is the source of this 1326-nucleotide messenger RNA. Its product is annotated as ubiquitin carboxyl-terminal hydrolase 46-like. Gene Ontology annotation, biological process: protein deubiquitination. The coding region runs from base 140 to 1195 and encodes 351 amino acids. Gene Ontology annotation, molecular function: cysteine-type deubiquitinase activity. NCBI's taxonomy places the organism in Eukaryota, Metazoa, Porifera, Demospongiae, Suberitida, Halichondriidae. The transcript is spliced from 9 exons. Gene Ontology annotation, cellular component: nucleus; cytosol. The record is from RefSeq and is a predicted model, not a curated record.
UUAGACAAUUAAGGCUGAGUCAGGAAAUAUCUCCAUUUCUUAACAUGAUUAAAUUUACUGAAGACUAGCCACAGUACAGUACAGUCACUAUAGAGACAGGUAUUACUGAAUCAAAGAGGCCUCAAGAUUACUGAAUACAAUGGGGGGCAAUGAAUCUCAACUGAGACAUGCAGCAGAGAGUUUACCUGAUGAGGAGCGGUACAUGGGACUGACGAAUUUUGGCAACACAUGCUAUGCCAACUCAGUCAUUCAGAGUCUCUACUUCUGUAGACCGUUUCGUAACAAAGUGCUCAGUUACAAGCCCCCUGAUACAGAGGAAGAAGUCAAGAUGCCGGACACACUAUUGUCAGUAUUGUCGGAGCUGUUUGUUCAAAUCUCCACCUCCCGUUCCAGAUUCGGAGUUAUCCACCCCAAGAAAUUUAUCAGCAAAGUAAAGAAAGAGAAUAUUGCUUUCGACAACAUGCAACAGCAGGAUGCCCACGAAUUCCUAAACUAUUUGCUCAACACCAUAGGAGAUCUGUUGGAUGCUGAUCUAAAGACGAGUGGCCCGGGGCAAUCUACAGGGUGCACUUGGAUCCAUGAGUUGUUUCAAGGCACGCUGACGAACGAGACCAAGUGUCUGAGUUGUGAGACUGUGCGUAGCAAAGAUGAGGACUUUCUGGACCUCUCAGUUGACGUGGAGCAAAAUACCUCUCUCACACACUGUCUCAAAGGUUUCUCCUCAUCUGAGAUGCUGGCUAUGGAGUCCAAAUAUUACUGUGAGAAGUGCUGCAGCAAGCAGGAGGCCACCAAGAGACUCAGAGUGAAGAAGCUACCCCAGAUACUGGCUCUUCACCUCAAGAGAUUCAAGUUUAUGGAGCAGAGUCAGAGGUUCACCAAGCUGUCUUAUCGAGUGACCUUUCCUUGGGAAUUGAAGCUUUUCAACACAUCUGAUGAUGCUGAGAACCCGUACAGAAUGUAUGACUUGACAGCUGUGGUAGUCCACUGUGGAAGUGGACCCAACCGAGGGCAUUACAUCACGAUUGUCAAGAGUCAUGGCUACUGGCUACUCUUUGAUGAUGAUAUUGUGGAGGAGAUGGAGCCUCACAGUAUUGAAAGUUUCUUUGGACUGACAGAGUCUCAGAAAACAGCCCCCAACGAGUCUGGCUACAUUCUAUUCUAUCAGUCUAGGGACACAGCAGAACCAAAUCAAUAGCAUAGAGCACAAUUUUGUUUUUAAUGGCAUGCGUAUUGUAUGUGUGUGUGGUUUGAUGUUUUCUUUUCUUCCAAAAUAAGUAAUAUAAUGUAUGAAUUCUUCUAAAGCAAAAAAAUAAUGAUUUAAUCACA